AGAAGAGCCGGAGAGAGUCGACGCGGCUAUGAUACUCGAUUCAGUUCAGUCAGUAUACGUGUGCAAUUUGACCGGCAAAGUUGUGGAAUUUAUCCACGGUUUUCGCUGGGUGCUUCCGUGGGUUCUAGUGCCUUCAUGAUACCGAAUUUAUUAGCUCAGUUAAUUAUAUUUUUUUGGGUUAGUUUGAUUUAACAAGUGCGAUAUAAACAUUUAACAACGCAAGCAUAAAAGGCGGAAAAAAACGAUCUUGCCAUCCAAAGGAUCGAUUCAGCAGAAAAUCGCGCGCAGGAAAAUCGAUUCAAAAAAUCGAUGAAUCGACUAGAAAAGAUCGAUUUUGCAAAAAUCGGAUCGAUCUUGCCCAUUGCUAAUGCAAAGAAAACGCUUACCACAAGCGACAUGAAUUCUAUGGAAGUGUAAACCAAAGCUGAUUAGGUUGCCCCUACCCACACCCCCUCGUUGAUUGCUAGUAUUUUCACAUCAAAUGAAGUAAGGAGAGCUCAGUAGAAAGAUAUUCAACGAUGAGCAGUCGUGCCUUCUGAAAUGACGAAGAAAACGCAUGUUAGGUUCAGUUCCAGUUCGCAUUUCGGUUGAACGCGUCGCACUCAACUGUUGGUGCUGGCCUAGAAUGUGGUUUAACGUUAACGUUUGGAUGAUUGUGAUACAAUAGUGCUAAGAAUAAUUUCCUCAGCAGCAGGAAUAGUGUAACAAUAGUGAUUGUGAAGUCAAUUGAUAAGAUACUAGUGAAAAAAUCAAGUUAUUGUGUGUUCCUCUUUUUCGAAUCUGACCGUGCAAGUCAAUGAGCAAAACAAAAUGGCAAAGGUUGCCGUUGCAGAUAGUUUGGCCCCUGUGCAAGGAUUCGGCGAUACGAUCAGCCGAAGUCGCCGUGGAAGCAACGCCAGUUCGCGACUGCGGCCAGAUCAAUCGGACAGCGAUGAGGGUGGCAUUAAGCUGAAAAAGGAGCUUGGCCUCAUGGACGGAGUGGCGAUCAUAGUGGGAGUGAUCGUAGGUGCGGGGAUUUUUGUGUCUCCGAAAGGUGUCCUACUGUACUCCGGUUCCAUCGGGCAGGCAAUAAUCGUGUGGAUUUUCUCUGGCGUGCUCAGCAUGGUGGGGGCAUUGUGCUAUGCUGAACUCGGCACCAUGAUCCCCAAGUCCGGGGGUGAUUACGCGUACAUUGGCGAAGCGUUCGGACCUCUGCCAGCCUUUCUGUACCUGUGGGUUGCACUGCUGAUUUUGGUUCCCGCAGGCAACGCCAUCACUGCAAUUACCUUUGCCCAGUAUUUACUGCAACCGCUGUGGCCAACCUGUGAACCGCCGUACGAAUCGGUACGACUGCUGGCCGCUCUCAUAACCUGUCUGCUAACCGCGAUCAACUGCUACAACGUGAAAUGGGUGGCUCGCGUGACGGAGACCUUUACCGGUAUGAAGGUGCUAGCGCUGCUGGUGAUCGCGGCCGCCGGUGCGUGGUACCUGUGCAGUGGAAAUACGGAGCUGUUGGAAAAUCCAUUUGAAAACUCCAAGGUGCAGCCGGGUUUCAUUGCGCUAGCAUUUUACAAUGGGUUGUUUUCCUAUUCCGGUUGGAAUUAUUUGAAUUUCGUCACCGAAGAGCUGAAAGAUCCCUACCGGAAUCUUCCUCGAGCGAUAUGCAUCAGUAUGCCAACAGUGACAAUCAUUUAUGUGAUCACGAAUAUCGCGUACUUCGCCGUGCUGGCGCCCGAUGUUAUGCUGUCCUCGCAGGCUGUCGCGGUCACAUUCGCCGAUAAAAUGCUCGGUUUCAUGGCUUGGGUGAUGCCGCUAUUCGUUGCAUGCUCAACCUUCGGCUCGCUGAACGGAGCCAUUUUCGCCUCCUCCCGGUUGUUCUUCGUUGGAGCCCGCAACGGUCACCUGCCGGCAGCAAUUUCCCUAAUCAACGUAAACUGUUUGACCCCCAUUCCGUCGUUAAUAUUUAUGUGCCUUCUAACACUACUGUUGUUAUUCAUUCGGGAUGUCUUUACGAUCAUCAACUACGUCAGCUACGUGGAGAUCCUGUUUAUUUUCAUUUCCGUUUCGGGUCUACUUCGGUUACGCCAGAAACAACCGGAUGCUAAACGACCGAUUAGGGUAUGCCUGGUUAUUCCAAUAAUCUUCCUGCUAACGGCGGGCUUCCUGGUGGUGUUCUCCGUGUUCGAGUCACCUGCCGAGGUAGCAAUAGGCACGAUCAUCAUCGUACUUGGCAUUCCAGUAUACUACAUAACAAUCCACAAGCCCUGGAAAUGGCUGACAGCGAAAUCCCAGGCAAUCAACACGUUCUGCUCGAAAUUGUUCGUCUGCAUGCCUAACAGCGAUAAACUGGAUUGAUAGUUGUCUGCAAGCAAUGUUUGUAAAUAGAGAUCUUUUCACAGUAAUUGUACAAUCAACGAGUAAAUUUCCGUAGAUAGGUUUAUAGCAAACUUGGCUUACCACAAUCAAUUUUGAGAUGCCUUGAAAAGGUUAGCUUUUCUAUGUCUUACAUAUCGUAGGUAUAGAAUGUAGGGAAUAAUUAGCUUAACUUUUCACUGUUCGAACAGACACUGUUGAUCGAUUUCAGUUUUAGGAUUAGGUCAAAUGUUCGUUCUGCUUACUCAAGCAACACGUUGAAAGCUCAAACACAAUAAUUUAAUUUAAGCAAGGCUGUUCAGUAUGUGCAUUGUCGUAUUAAAAUAAGGUAGGAAAGUCGCAACCCGUGGCGCAUCUCUGACCAACAAACGCAUAUAAUGUAAGACUUACCUAGGAAAAAUCUCUUAUCGAUUGGUUACGCCAAUCGAUUGUAUUAGUAAUGGUAGACUUAUUGCUCCAGAUUAAGCUUUGAAGGUUCCCCAAUAUAUUUUACGAACACAAUUGGAUGAGUUUCUAUAUCGCAAUUACUAUUUCACUUGUAUUCUCAUCUGUAAAUAUAAUAGGCAAAAGGACAGGAAUCAAUAUUUUUUAUAUCCAUUUAUUAUGAUAGUAAAAUACAUAUAUUACUUACAGAAACCUUACAGAGUUAUUUUGAUUUGAGUUUAGUAUCUGAUCCUUUUUUAAGGUUUAAAAUUCUUUGUGUUGUAUGUAUUGCACGUUUGUUGAGCUGCUAAAUUUAAUUUUCACUGACGCUUCCAAGUAGAAUACACACCUUUUUUACAAUAUUUAGCGCCAUAUUUGCUUACUCUCGCUGAUACGAAAUGCUGGCCCAUUGAUUUAUCACUCGCUAGACGUAAUUUACUAAAUUUAAAUUCACUUUUGAUAUAUUUCGAAACUUUUGUGCUUAGAACUGUGCUGAGAGCGUGACCUAGCGAACAAAGAAGAAAUGGAUAAUACUAAGAGAAUUUGUCAGUAUCCAUAGGCGCCAACUUUAUGGAAUUAUUGGGGAGGCAAGAAAGUUUCGAAAAUAUUUGAUUUUUCAAAUUCUAUAGAACUUCUGAAAAUAUGUAGCUGAAGGAAUUUGUUUUCGAAAAGUUUCAUACUUGGCACCGCAGUUUUGAUAGUAACUGAGAGGAGAGACGAUCAUGAGAGGAGAGAAUAUUAUUUCCGUAUUAAAUAUAAGAGAUAAAUCAGUUGAUACUAGUUGCUCGAACAGA
This is a messenger RNA of Wyeomyia smithii (pitcher-plant mosquito), 3569 nucleotides long. RefSeq names its product Y+L amino acid transporter 2 (gene mnd). Gene Ontology annotation, biological process: amino acid transmembrane transport. The transcript is spliced from 9 exons. NCBI's taxonomy places the organism in Eukaryota, Metazoa, Arthropoda, Insecta, Diptera, Culicidae. Gene Ontology annotation, molecular function: L-amino acid transmembrane transporter activity. Bases 811 to 2334 code for a protein of 507 amino acids. Gene Ontology annotation, cellular component: membrane. The record is from RefSeq and is a predicted model, not a curated record.